Molecule: messenger RNA, 1082 nt
Organism: Zingiber officinale
Lineage: Eukaryota; Viridiplantae; Streptophyta; Magnoliopsida; Zingiberales; Zingiberaceae
Exons: 5
Coding region: 241-741 (166 amino acids)
Source: RefSeq, a predicted model, not a curated record
GCUGGCGAUCUUCUCACCUUCGGUUCCAAUUCGGCGCGACGCAAACCCGCCCACGCCGUAAACCCAGAAGAGCUUUCCGCCCGUGCUCGACCGUCGUCGCCCACGUUCGCCAGUGCUCGCGAUUUCCGCUGCCCACUUUUCUUCCUCCUCCAUCAUUAAAAAUACGUUGUCGUAUGUCCGCUGCCAGGACAGAAACGCCGGCAUCUCGAGUUUCCUCAUCUCGACGCGCGCGGUGUGGCCAUGUUCAAUGAUUCAGAUACCAUUGAUGAUUUUCUUUCUCCCACAGAGACCACCACAGGGCGACAGUUGGGCAAGUUUCGUCCUAAAGCUCGUGCUAAAACUGUCAAGGUUGUCUCUGCUUCUACCAAAACUUCAGAUGUUGCCCGAGAUGUAUCUGCUUCUUUGGAGCCAGUGGCUCUUGAUUCUCAUUCUGAGCAUGAGACAGAGCAAGCCCAUCUCCAAACUUGCACUUCUAGUGAUUUUUCACACGUUAUGCAAGUAAUUAAGAUGGUCCAAGAAAAGGCCGAGACAUCUGCAAAAGAAGAGACAAAUGAUGAUCAGGAAAAUGCAUCACAAUGUAACGUUGAUACAAAUGAGAAAGAACCAGAAGGCAUUGCUGAUGAAGGAGAUGAUUAUGGAGGUAAAGAUGAAGAUGCUGGCUAUCCAGAUUUUGAUGAGCAUGAGUGGGAUAGCUGUACUUACCGUCGUGAGAAGGAAGAAGAUUCAAUAUGGGAUUUCUGAAUUAUUUUUCUGAACAUCGUGAUCACUUUUCUAUCAAGAAUGAUUGAAUUUGAAUCCAUCUCCGACCUUCGUUUGACAAUCUCUUUCAUACAAACACUACUAACAUUUUAGCUGAUCAAUUUUUGCUGCUCAUUCACAACUGGCCUUGUGUUCCAGUUGUCAGUCUUCCCCCCAUGUCUACAAUUCAAUCCAUACAAAUUGUGUGAAUUGCUCCACAGAGCAAGAAUUCAUAUAUUCUUUGUAGUCACGAUCUUGAAACACUUGAGAUUUCAACAUGUAUUUUGCCAUCAUAAGCAGUUUUAUUUACAUUGUCUUUUUACUGCUUGUCGGGUCUGUAUUUU